UGAUGAGACCUAGUGACUGGAAUGGAAGCUGCAGGUAUUAAUGAAAAUUGCCAACUGAUAGGUCUGACUUAUGGCACUCUUGUCCCAUAGUGUCUCUAGGGUAUAAAUUGCUCAGUGUGGCUUUUUGCACUUGCAGUGGGUUAACUUGAGUAUUGGCCAGUAAUUUCUUGGCAGAGUGUACUUAACUCUAAUCCUAAGUAACAGCAAGCAGUGUCUGACACACGGUGUGAUUCUUGUUCCCACAGCAGUUAAUGUUUGUCCUUUAGUGGAACAGUAGGAUAAUUGGUGGCAGAAACUACCGUGGGAAAUGCGAGCUCUUGUCCUAUGAAGCACGGUGUGAAUCGGUGACUUUCUCACGCCCGUGUGGCAUUGUAUCCUGGCUGUUCUUGCUUGGUCGUCUGCCAUUGUUUGCUGUCCCAUGGUGGCAGUGUAACCAACCCAAUCAGAAAGCUUUGAUGCAGGAAAGAGGCAUUUAUGCAUGAUAGCAAGGGUGAUAAACAUACUGGUUAGACAAAACAAUAGCCUGUCUGGAUCGAAGCAAGGAAAUUUUUGAUCCAUUUUAAUGUAUAAUCAAAGUAACACAUCUGUUUAAAUGAACACUCUUUGAUGGUGUGUCAGCAAGUCACAAAAACAGCUGCUGCCUGAUGUGCCCUUGCCACCUAACCUUGCAACUGCAAUCACUUUUGUCCCUGUCCCCAAGGGUCUGAGACUGCUGCUCUCAAACUCAAGUUUGAGAGGUCCAGCUAAAGGCCUUGAAAUCUAAUCAGAGUAUUUCUGCUGAAGUUGUUUUAUGAAAGAAGUACCUCACAGAGAGCACAUGCAGUGCUGCCCAAAGACCAACUCUUAAAAUGAUCCAGCCUUCAGCAGCCGGUAGCCUGGUGGGCAGACGUAAUGAGAAGAAAUCUUCAGUCAGAAGGAAACUCUGGAAUAACAAAGUUGCCUCAAAGGCUUGUAAAGCUGAGGUGUCUGUGGACAAAGAGCAAGAGAAUGAGAAUGAUGUCAUUCAAGCUGAAGAUCUCAUGAUGAAAGGAGAUCCUUCAUCUCAGUAUUGGAAAGAAGUGGCUGAAGAAAGGAGGAAGGCUCUGUAUGAAGUGCUUCAAGAAAAUGAAAAGUUGCACAAAGAAAUCGAGCAGAAGGAUGGUGAAAUUGCCCGCCUAAAAGAAGAAAAUGAAGAGCUCAUGUCCCUCGCUGAGCAUGUGCAUUAUAUGACCAGCGUGAUUGAGAGGCUAACUGGGCAAGCACCUGACAGUCUUGAGACACUGGAGAGUCUGGCUCUAGAGGAAUCCAGACAGGAAAAUGAAGAGCAUAACUGUGGAGACAAGGCAGACAGUCCUUCUGAAGAGGAGCCAUCACAAGUAUUGUCUGGUUUAAGGGAGAAUAGAUCAGAUCCUCCUUCAAAGGAAACAAGCCAUUUGCAACUGGAAUGACAACCUUUAAAUAGGCUUAUAUAUGUGGCUUUUAAUUGCAGACUUCCUCUUGAAAGGAUAUAUUAAACCUCAGGUAUAGAAACUCUUGUGGGAACAUUACAGAUGUUGACAUUUUUAACUGGAAUUAUGUAGCAGUGGGAGGGGUAUCUGAAUAAUGCAUGGAAAAUUUACUGCAGGCUGCAUGUAGUUGCUUGUAUGAAGCACAAAUACUGUGUAUUUCAACUGUUGUGUAAAUAUCUUUAUCAGUUGGUCUGACAUGAUGCAUGGAAAUUGAUAAAUAAAUCUUUGAAUUACCAAAAUAAUGUCUUAAUUGACAGGGGAAUGGUUAAUCCUUGGUUUAAAUCAGUUAUGACUCCUGUAGUAGAAACUGUAGAAACUUUCAAAUUUUUUGGGGGAAUGCCUGGGCAGUUUUUAGGGUUUUUUUAGGUUUGCAGAAUUCUGGAGAACAAAAUUACUUUUUUUUUGUGGAUAGAGAGUGGAAGAAAAAGCAAGAAUGUAUGUGCUGUUGGUGAGGUGUCAAAAAAUCUUACUGGGUAAUUAGAGUAAAAAUCUAAAGGUCGGUUAGAUUUAUGAUUUUUAAGUUUUUUUUUUAAUUAAUUUUCUCUGCCUUCUAAGGAAGCAUUUUGCAAGCUGUGUAAGGAGAGUUUAACUAAUUGGUUUAUGAAGAGAAGGUGGUGUAUUCUUAGUCCCAGUAGCAGCUGCGCUGGAAACUAGGUGGAAACAAAACAGCCUAUACUUCAGAGCUAUUCUGAAUGGAAACUGUUUUCAAGGUACUGCUCUGAUAUUUACCAAGAGAUGAGAAACCCUUUUACCAAGGUGCUUAGGUUCUGAAAGGUUUACAGGAAUAGAAAGUAGUCUUUAAAACCUUGAGCACCCUGCAUGGGCCAUGAUGGAACAGGAGAGUAAGUUGGAUACAGAUUUUCCAGUAAUGAGUGAACUCGGGGCAGUUCUGUAACAAGGCUUUAACAAUGGGGGCUGUUGCCGUAUCUUGGGAGGAGCUUAAAGCUGAGUGGCUUUCGGGAGGCAGAAGUGAAUAGAGGCAUCCUGGUUUGUGGAUCUCUGGCCUUACCGAAGAUGGUUGCUUCAGGGUAUGUGUGAAUGACUCUGGAGCUAUCAGAUUGGCACCUUUAUAUUCCUUCUGUUUUACUUCCUGUGGCUGUUGAUAAAUUAACAGAUGUUUUACAACUGAUUUCAGUUGUGACAUCCAGGAAAUGGCAGAAGCCAUUGUAGAAGAUAAUACUCCUGGCUGCCAUUUUACCUCAAGCAUGCUAAAAGAGGCAUCACAAUGGAAAAAGAGGCAUCACAAUAUCUUGUGGAUUUUGUAAGCACAAGAUUUUAUCUUCCGACAUGUGCUCCAGGGGGUGCUUAGACAUAUUUCUUUCCAUCACAGGAUGAAAAGGUGAGGAAGGUGUGUCCUCUAUCUUGCACUGAUGCUGUCUUGAAGAAACAAAACUGGGUGCUGGGCAAAUGUUUUGUAGAGUAACCUUGGCUUUCUGUUAAGGAGAAGUGGAUAAUGGUUGUCAAGUGAUUUAGACCUCACCUAUCUCACAUUCUAAGCAACUUUCUUAACAAAGUAGUUCCAACAUUACUAAAAGGAAACAAAUUUCAUUUUGAUACAAUUGUUUUUUGCAGUUCUUAGUUAUUGAUUGUUAACUGAAAUUUUUUUAGAGGUGGCUUUAUUUUUAAACAUCAGGCAUACUGUAUUUGCAGAGGCUGUAGAAGGGAAGGACGGACUGUGGCAUGACUAGCAGACCAAAGUGAGACAGCAAGUGCAACCUUUCCACUAUUUCACUUCCUGCUGUGUGAACUGCUGUAGUACAGGUGCUGCUGUUGGAACAGAACUGCCAGAAAGAGACAAUCCAGAAUUUGUGUGCAGUAUCUGCAUCUGUGUUUCUUACCUUCAGGUUGAUCAAGAAGAAUGAUUAUUAGGUUUAGAUAUUAUGCCUUUUCUGGAUUGAUUUUAUUUAAAUAAAAGAUGUGACAGUCCCUUCA
Molecule: messenger RNA, 3419 nt
Organism: Passer montanus (Eurasian tree sparrow)
Lineage: Eukaryota; Metazoa; Chordata; Aves; Passeriformes; Passeridae
Gene: GMNN
Product: geminin DNA replication inhibitor
Exons: 6
Coding region: 849-1427 (192 amino acids)
Biological process (GO): negative regulation of cell cycle; negative regulation of DNA replication
Cellular component (GO): nucleus
Source: RefSeq, a predicted model, not a curated record